CUGAGUGGAGGCUGCUCCGUGUUUAGUUUUACUGUUUUGAGAAGUUAUUUAGCCGUGUUUACUGGAGCGACUGCAGGCGGAUACGUCGGCCGCAUCAGUACAUCCCACACGCCGUGCACUGUCGAGAGAAGAGUUUGAGUUCCAGGCUAGGAGUGAGUACUAGCGUCAAGAUGUGUUAGCGCUUGCAGUGCAGUCGGGAAGCUGACCUAUUAAUGCUGGCGUGUUUUUGAAUCAGAUUCCUGUGGGGGCGUGUUAAAGAGAUUGUUUCACUACGCUGCAGCCUGCAGUGCAAAUGCUUGCGGGUAGCUGGGACUCAGCGAGCGAGUGUAUUGUGACUGCGAGUAGUGCCCGGAUCUAGGCCAGUGCAGCGCUGCUGUGAUUUGCGCUGCGUGUAUUCAGCCGGCGGCAACAUAGUGACGCGAGUGCCAGCUGCGACACCGCUGCAUGUGUCAGCACGUGCCACAGAAUAGGGCUCAAGUGUGUUGCUUUGUGAAAUAAUCCUAUACCAUAGCUAUUGACCAAGUUACAGGAUUAUUAGUAAGAGAUGACGUCAUAAAAAAAUUUCCUCGUGUGACAUCACCGAAUUUCCCCACCUGUAUAUGAGAUUACAAUUUUGACGGAAUUUGCUUGUUUAAAUAUGGUUUACACUGCAGAAAAGCACACAGAUAAACCGUGUAUCGAUAUGGUAAACUUCAUUACGAUUCCUACAGUUUGUAAUGAAGUGUUUUCGGUACCCAUUUAUUCUUAUUUAGGAAAUUUCAUUGCAUCUUCCCUAUUGCAACAGUUUCGUAAACCCUUAAUGCCAGUAUUACCAACUCACCCGGGUUGAGUGGGAGGGCGGCAUUAGGACCUGACGUGCCCCCUUCCCCCCCCCCCCCCCCCAACUGUUUAUAAAGCUUUUAUGACGAUGCAAUUUAUGGUUCAUUAGAUUGGAAAAUGUUGAAACUAGUGGGCCAUUAGAAAAUAAAUAAAACAACUUUUUGGAAUUAAAAAAAAUUGCUUUUAAUGGAUAACUAAAAUAAGCAACACAUAGAAAAAAAUCAUUUGAAUAUAUUUACUGGAAUAUUUAAAAAAACUAAUUGUUCCAUAUUUUGUAUCCAGUUAUAUUUUAACAUAAAACAUUGAAAUAAAGGAAUUGGAUAGGUUUGUGAUGCAAAGCUAUAUAAUUACAAAAAAAUUAUUGGAUCUUGAAAAUAUGUGUACCUACAACUUCGAGAGGAACGUUCCCAAGAUCAAUUGUUCUGUGUAACAUAUGCAAUUGUAUUUUUAAGUAAAAUGUUGAACUUAUGUAAUUAAUUGAAUGUGUAUGUGAAUUGAAACUAACAUAUCCAAAAUAUAUUUGAUUUUGAAAACAUGAAUUAUAAAACUUUGAUAUGAACUGGAUGCACAAUAGGGAACAGAGUCAGUGGGGAGUGUAGAACAGGAGUUGGAGCCAUGAAGGGCCGAUGGCUCGACCGCCCUGUUGAGACACUGUGAAGUGUGAGGCAUGUAGUGAGGGUGUUGCACUGUGUGGGGUGCAGUGAUCCGUGUGUCAGCACGCACGCCGGGUGCCUCAGCGACCAGACCCACAGAGGAGUCCACUUCAACUGCGAGGCGGGGCACACACCGACAAGAUGGUGCGCGGGAAGCCAGGCAACCCCAGUAUUGUGUUACGUCCGGAGGUCGUGAUGUUAUCAAUACGGCCAGAGGGCAGAGAUUCGUGAAACGCCAGGCUCGGUGAUAAGAUAAAGCCUUUUUUUCCGCUGCGGGGGAAGGCGGACGUUGAUCCUGCCACGCGUUCUCUCACUGGAGAUAUUUUAUACUUGCGUGGUGGGUUGGCAAGCAUGCUGAGCAGAAACAAGCGGACGAGAAGCCAGAGUACGCGAGACUGGGUCAGACAGUUGAAGCUUGUAGAUAAGUAGUCUUAUCUUAGAAUGAGCCCACGAGGUUAUCUUCAGAGGAAAGAGUAUUGACAGAGACACUAUGCAGAUUUAGAGCUUCAAAUUUUUGUUUAUUUCAGUAUCACAUUUAGUCUGCAAUUCUCGCAUAGAUUAUUGGAUGUCAGGUUUGUUACAGUUAUAAACAUAGACAACAUGAUUUUACUUGCUUUAAUUAAAAUUUAUAUUGACUUUUACUUUCCGAUGUGAGGUUAUUGCUGGCAACAUGUGCAGCUAACACAACACAGGUGAAUUGGAGGAGGAACAAUCCAGCAUUUGCCUGGCGUGUCUCGGGAAAGCAUGUGACCAUGUGACCGGGAUGUGCGGUCUCGCUGGGUUCUGGCUCCGGGACUGUCGUUCCUACAAACACUCCUCGGGGUGACACACGCAGUAGCAUGCAGGUUUUAUAUUAUUGGACCAUAAAAUCUGUUUUAAAUAUAAAUCUUUUUCUUCUAUUUUUUUUACGUGAUAACGUCUUAUAAAUCGAUGAAAGCCGGCUACACGCACGAAAAAGCAUGACUCAUUGUCACGUUCCACCUGAGCCAGCAUGCAAUAACCGGCCAACCACUUUGCGAGAAAAUCUUCUAUAAUAUCAAACAGGUUAAGGCAGGCUUUUUAAAAGCAGCAAUUAAAAAAAAAUUAUUUAUUUGUCCAAUUUCAUCAUUUUAAAUUAACAAUUUAUUGACAUUGAUUUGAUUUCAGUUUAUUUCCAUACCAACUAAUUGUUCGUGAUUAAAUUUUAACAAAUCAUUUAGUUUAAAUUUGCAAAAACUGUAAAUAAUAUUUGAAAAUUAAAAAGUAUGCAAUUUUUAAUCAAUGUUUUCUUAUGAAGUUAUCACGUAAAAUUAUCAUCCGUAAACUGACUUUACAGGCAUACCUUUUUUUUUUUUUUCUUUCUUUUCUUUCCAAAUUUGGAAUUGAUAAGCAUGUCUGGUUAGGACAAUGUAGCCAUACGUAGUUGAAGUGAAUUUUGGAGUCUUUAAGUGCUGCACACUUAGUUUACAAGUGUUGUAGAGAAAAGCAGCUUUUUAUUAGGCUUUUUUAAGAUGCAACUGAAUUAGCCGUUGCAUUUCAUAUGACAACAAGCUUACACUAUUUUUCUGUGGAGUUUGUGUAUGUUUGGAAUGUUAAGUCAACUGGAUAGCAAUAGGAUAGCAAAAAAAAUUGUAGCUGUAAAAGUCUUAUAUAGUAAAAGGUUGUUUAAUAUUUAAUAGCUUGCAAGGCUGGCAAUCAAGUAGUGAGAAUCGUUAAACAUGAAAACAACACAUAUUCAAAGACUUAGCGUUUAACAUCAUUGUAACCAAAUAUUGUUUUGUUAUGCAGAUUGACAAGGUUGACUUCAAAUAUUAACAUGACAGAGAUUGCACACACCAACUCCCUUACUUCAUACCUCUAUGGUUUAUAUUAGUCCAGAGACAAAAUUCUCCACAAAAAGAAUGUGUAAACGUUCUUGGUUGCCUUCAUAAUUGUAUUGGCUAUUUUUAGAUUGUCUCUGAUUAUUAGAUGCAUCUAAUUAUAACCAUUUUGAUGAUUGUAAUUCUAUAGACAGUUCCUAAAAAAAAACCUCAAAGAUAUAUUUUUGAUACAUUAAAUGAAUUUGCUUGAUUUUCUACAAAGGAACAUUUUUCAAAUCAGGCUGGAUGUAAGAAACUCAUUAGUGGUAAGACCGUGGAAAUGGUAGGUUAAAUUCAUUAAUGAAAAAAAAUGGAGAGUGCUUAAAAUUACAAUAAAGAAAACCUUCCGUGAAAUCAAGUUAAAAUGGAAUACAUUUUAGAAAAAUAAUCAAAAUUAAAAAAAGAACGAAGCGUCUAACAAGCAAUAAAAUGUUGCAGGUAGGUCGAUGUAAUCUAUUUAUGCUCUAGGACAUUGCGAUAACCAUGCAUGAUAUAAUUGAUUUCCACUUUAAAUCACUCUCAUUUUCAAAUUCCUUUUCCUUCUGAUGUAUAAUUGUGUAGAAAGUUUAAAUUGUACCAUUUUUCAGAUUGUGUGUCAAUAUUUACUUUUCCUUGUGACAUUCCGCAGUCUGCCUUACCUGCCUGAAGUCUGAGCAUGCAAAAUGUUUCCUAGCGUAUUUGCACUAUCUUUCACAGGCUCUCGGUAUGCUCAUUCAUAAGAGAGAUACCAACUAGCCUUAUUCGUACACAAUCUCUCUACCCAGUUAGUGCCUUUUGUCAUGUGUCACUCCCUCAGAUACUGCAGACUUCACAUUCAACAACCUUGCUAAUCUCUCGCUUAAGUAAAUUAAAUAAAUUGCACUGGGACGUACGUGGUCACGCCCGAGCCAAUUUGUUUGUUUAUUGCCCGGUGAUAACUCUGCUUUCAAUCCCAGCUUUGGGAAAAAUGCACAGCAUUGUAAAGAUUUUUACCAGCAGUUCUGUAUAAUAACUAUCAAUUUUCACAAUAUCUUCGGUGACUACUGAAAUUUCACUCAAAACAAAAUGUUCUGGAAAUUGUUCAAAACAUUUUUUAAUGAGUGUUGUCAGUUAUAAAAUUACUGUUAGCUGUUGAUAUAGUAGAAUUGCAAUAUCUAUGUCACUACCUUCAGAAACUCUCAAUUGAAAUGGAUUUACGUUUAUUUUAUAUCACAGUUUAAAUGUGGCUUGUAGGACAUUAUUACAUACUUCUCUAAUGAUUAGCAGUUUUGUAGCAGUUUAGUAAACAUCAGCCAACAAAUAACUGGUGUGAGAUUAAGUACUGUAGUAUAUAUUUUUUAUUUAGAGUCUGUAUGAAUGUUUAUUGGGCUUUCUUUUUGAGACAAGUGUGUGUGAGCUUGAUUAACAAUUGUAAUAUUUUUUUUCUGUUGUCAGCGAGAUAAGAUUCUUUGUGUGCUCUAGGAUUGACACUCGCACUUCGCUUGGCUGUGGGUUUGUGAUCGUGAUGAUUGCUUGUUGUGUCUGGAAUAUUUGGGCGAAACUAAAGGUGUAAUGUCACAUUGGUAGGUGAGGUGGACUCAGCACAGAUUGUGUUGGAGUGUUUGUGUGGGUGGACUCGGAGGUAGGUCGCUAAGCUAUUGGUCGGCACAUGGUGGAAAGUGAACAGUAUCAUUGGCACACAAGCCAAGUAUAAGAAUGCCGUGGGACUCGUGACUUCCGCAGACACAGACGAAUGCCUGACUGUUCACGGGAUCUGAUGGUCCAAGGCGCGGAGAUGCGGAGAGAGCUGGCGAGGCAGCGUGGCUCACUGACCAGCGACGAGCGUCCCCGGCGGCACUGAGGGCUGUCCCAUGCUACACCGAGCCCUCCGCGCCCCCUGCCCAGACAUGGAGUGCUUCAACGGCCGUGCGGACAGGAUGGUGUUCCUGUGCAAGUGUGCGCUGCGCGUCGCCCUCAUCAUCCUGAACAACGUGUACUGCAUCCCCACGUACGUGGUGUGGAUGGUGAUGAUCCUGCCCCUGAAGAGGUACCACCCGGAGCUGUACUGGAGGAUCGAGGGCCACUUCUUCCACUGGCUGCUGGCGAUGGUCAGCAUGUGGAGCUGGUCGGCCGGCUAUGACGUGGUGGAGGUGGGGGACGACAUCCGGUCGUGCCUGGAGCAGCGCACGCUGGUGAUCGCCAACCACCAGUCCACGGCGGACGUGCCCCUGCUCAUGGCGACCUUCAACACCAAGCGCAGCGUGCUGCCCAACAUCAUGUGGAUCAUGGACCGCCUCUUCAAGUACACCAACUUCGGCAUCGUGUCGGUUCUGCACCGGGACUUCUUCAUCGUCUCCGGCAAGGAGAAGCGCGCAGAGUCGCUGCAGGAGCUGGUGAGGCACAUCCGCGACUCGUACGUGCCGCUGUGUCGCCGCUGGAUGGUGCUGUUCCCGGAGGGAGGCUUCCUGCGCAAGCGUCGUCUCACCAGCCAGAAGUUCGCCCUGAAGAACAACCUGCCCGUGCUGCAGCACGUGUCUCUGCCGCGCGUGGGCGCGCUCCAGACCAUCCUGGACGAGCUGGGGACUCCCCAGGCACGCAACAACAACGUGGGCGGCCUGGACGUGCACGCUCACGAGCUGAGCUGGGUGCUGGACAUCACCAUCGCGUACCCCGAGGGCAAGCCCUUGGACCUGGGCCACAUCGUGACCGGCUCGCGCAAGCCCUGCAAGACCUUCCUGUUCUACAGGCUGUACCCCUGUGCCACCGUGCCCCGCGAGCACGAGGCCAUGACCAAGUGGCUGUACGACCGCUUCGUGGAGAAGGAGCGCUUCCUCGACUUGUUCUACCGCACGGGUCAGCUGCCCGUCGACAAGUUCUGCACGGCGCCCGUGCCGCCCCAGGAGGUGUCCCAGGACGCGCUGCGCUUCGCCAUCCUGCACCUUUUCUUCAUCACCUCCACCUACCUGCACUACCAGAUGCUCUGCUACGCCGCCUCCUACCUCUGGCCCGUGCUGUGAGCCCCGCUCGCCGUCGCUCCGCUCUAGCUUUCACCUCUCGGCUAGUCAUCGCAUUUAUCGACUGCACGUCUUGUUACUGAUUUCACGUUUUUUUGUACGAUUGGUGUUUUGUGCGAGUUGCAACGUUUCUGUGCGAGUCACUCGAGGUUACGUGGAUCUUGCCGCUGACGUGAUGUAGAAGUAGUCACAGUAGACGACAGGGAGCGCUCUGGUGCAAUACGCAGAGACGCGGUGCCAUUGUGUUCUUGCCGACAGCUUCUGUUCGGCGAAGUGUUGCGUACGCUGUUGGUGGCAGAGGUGUCCGUCAGUCUUAUUAUCGGUGUGAUCGGUGCGUUGUGAUGGAACUGUUUUUUAAAACAUUUUCCUGUUUAGCUUCUUACCUGCUGCAUUAUUAUGUGAAGGCAGAAUAGUUUUAAGUAUGACAAAGUCUUUAAUUAUGUUCGACGAAGAUGUGGUCAGGUGUACCACUUUCAAAGACAUUGCCAUAUUGUGUGUCACAAAAAUGUUUUUAAGUUCUAUGAGCAUCGUUAAUGUGUGGAGUGUGCAGUGUGGAUUAUUUUAAUGACAUGAAGGUAUGUGUUACAUGAAAUUUGAUUAGGGAAAGAGCUGCAAUUUUUGUUGAGACAGCAGAGUAAAGAAUGGAGUGCAAGACGGGUUGGAGUGUUCCAGAGUGGCGAGUAUCGGUUGUACUUCCAACUGCGCAUGGUGGAGCAACUGGUAAUGUGUGAGCAGCCAGACUCGUCCUCCUUCAUGACACUACAGGAGAAGGUUAGCAGUGAGCGACGCACACAUGUGCAAUGACAUACCAACCUGCGUUGCUUCAAGAAGCUCACAGGGUUUCAAAGGCCUUUCUUCUGUUGAGCUGCGAAACUGUUGCUGAGGAGCCACUUCGGAGCUGUGGAGGCUGCAUGGGCCGUCGGAAGGAUGCUAGCGGCGUGAAUAAUUAUUUAAUGUUUAUUGUAGUGCGUAGGUAGUUGAGUGCCUCAUGGUGGUAGCUGUUGACCUGCUCUAGCGACGCCACAGCUCUGUGGUGCGUGCUGUCGUGUCCAGCGUGAAGCACUGGGGUCGCCUUCCUUUCUUGAAUCAACUGUCCUGUGUGUACUACACUCUAAUAAACUGUUAGACAUCA
Molecule: messenger RNA, 7414 nt
Organism: Bacillus rossius redtenbacheri
Lineage: Eukaryota; Metazoa; Arthropoda; Insecta; Phasmatodea; Bacillidae
Product: acyl-CoA:lysophosphatidylglycerol acyltransferase 1-like
Exons: 7
Coding region: 5140-6285 (381 amino acids)
Biological process (GO): phosphatidylinositol acyl-chain remodeling
Cellular component (GO): endomembrane system; endoplasmic reticulum
Molecular function (GO): acyltransferase activity
Source: RefSeq, a predicted model, not a curated record